Molecule: messenger RNA, 348 nt
Organism: Vicia faba (fava bean)
Lineage: Eukaryota; Viridiplantae; Streptophyta; Magnoliopsida; Fabales; Fabaceae
Source: the annotation of a GenBank genome assembly
AUGGGUAACUUCAAGUUAGCAUUGGUUGUUAUGAUGUUCAUCACUUUGCUGUAUGCACAAAAUGGUGGUGCAAUUUCAUGUGGACAAGUCACUCGUAGCCUAGUGCCAUGCAUGGGUUAUGUUCAGAAUGGCGGUGCUGUGUCACCAGGUUGUUGUUAUGGCAUUAGAGGGCUAAUUAACGGGGCUAGGACCACGGCUGACCGUCGGGCAACUUGUGCUUGCUUGAAGUCAGCUGCUACUUCUUUCAAAAGAAUCAAUGUAGGCUAUGCUGCUGCACUCCCCGGCAAAUGUGGGGUUAAUAUCCCUUACAAGAUGAGUGCUUCCACCAAUUGUGCUAGAAUUAGGUAA